CCCACCUCCCAGAACCUCGGCCUUUUCUCGCGCGAGCUAGCUCGGCCGCUCGGGCCGCCCAGGGGAAACAUGGCGUCUGCCCUGGAGCAAUUCGUGAACAGCGUCCGACAGCUCUCGGCUCAAGGGCAAAUGACUCAGCUUUGUGAACUGAUCAACAAGAGUGGGGAACUCCUCGCAAAGAACCUAUCCCAUCUGGACACGGUGCUUGGGGCGCUGGAUGUACAAGAGCACUCCUUGGGCGUCCUCGCUGUGUUAUUUGUGAAGUUUUCCAUGCCCAGUGUUCCUGACUUCGAAACAUUAUUCUCGCAGGUUCAGCUUUUCAUCAGUACUGCUAAUGGAGAGCACAUUCGAUACGCAACAGACACGUUUGCUGGGCUUUGCCAUCAGCUAACAAAUGCCCUCGUGGAACGAAAACAGCCCCUGCGAGGAAUUGGCGUCCUGAAGCAAGCCAUAGACAAGAUGCAGAUGAACACAAACCAGCUGACCUCCAUACACGCCGAUCUCUGCCAGCUUUGUUUGCUGGCAAAGUGCUUUAAGCCUGCCCUCCCGUAUCUUGACGUGGAUAUGAUGGAUAUUUGUAAAGAGAAUGGAGCCUACGAUGCAAAGCACUUUUUAUGUUACUAUUAUUAUGGAGGGAUGAUCUAUACCGGGCUGAAGAACUUUGAGAGAGCGCUCUACUUUUAUGAACAGGCUAUCACAACCCCUGCCAUGGCGGUCAGUCACAUCAUGUUGGAAUCAUAUAAAAAGUAUAUUCUAGUUUCUUUGAUAUUACUUGGAAAAGUACAACAGCUACCGAAUUACAUCUCAAUUGUGGGUAGAUUCAUUAAGCCUCUUAGCAAUGCAUACCACGAGUUAGCACAAGUUUAUUCAACCAACAAUCCCUCAGAACUCCGCAACUUGGUGAAUAAGCACAGCGAAACUUUCACUCGUGACAACAACAUGGGGCUGGUGAAACAGUGCUUGUCAUCUCUCUAUAAGAAGAACAUCCAGAGGCUAACCAAGACCUUUUAACACUAUCGUUACAAGAUAUGGCAAGUCGUGUGCAGUUAUCUGGACCUCAGGAGCAGAAAAUAUGUCUUACACAUGAUAGAAGAUGGUGAAAUUUUUGCAAGUAUUAAUCAGAAGGAUGGUAUGGUCAGUUUCCAUGAUAACCCUGAAAAAUAUAAUAACCCGGCCAUGCUUCAUAACAUUGAUCAAGAG
Rhinolophus ferrumequinum (greater horseshoe bat) is the source of this 1200-nucleotide messenger RNA. RefSeq names its product COP9 signalosome subunit 3 (gene COPS3). Lineage: Eukaryota; Metazoa; Chordata; Mammalia; Chiroptera; Rhinolophidae. Gene Ontology annotation, biological process: ubiquitin-dependent protein catabolic process. The record is from RefSeq and is a predicted model, not a curated record. Gene Ontology annotation, cellular component: COP9 signalosome.